AUGUCAAUGAAGGAUCUCUCCAAUAUCAUCCUCAACAAUAAGUACCAGCUCAUCAGUAGGAUAGGAUCGGGGUCCUAUGGAAUUGUUUAUUCUGCAAUCCAUCUAUACACGGGAAUACAGUAUGCAGUCAAGAUCAUUUUGAAAAAUAACUCCCCCAACACGUCAAACAACAAGCAGCUCUUGGUGGAGCUGGAAAAGAGUUUGAUUUAUCAGUCACUGUUGAAUAAUGGAUGUUUGGAUGCAACGUUACUUAGUUUGGAUUCAAUUGAAAAACAUGGCACAGACUGUAAGUUUCUAAGAGAAAUCAGUCUGCAAUUGAAAGUCCAUAAACAUCCUAAUGUUUUGUCAAUUUACAAGGUUUACGAUUUCCAGACAUCCAUAUUCGUCGUGAUGGAUUUCUAUCCUGAUGGCGACUUGUUCACAACGAUUGUCGAUAAACAACGCUAUAAAAAUGACCCUUUCCUAAUCAAAUCAGUCUUUUGUCAAUUAGUUGAUGCCUUGAAUUAUUGCCAUGCAAAGUCGGUUUACCACUGUGAUUUAAAACCUGAAAAUAUCCUGGUUUCUGACAAUGGUAAGAAAUUGAUCUUGGCCGAUUUUGGCUUGGCUUUACAAGAUAAAUAUAUUGAUUCUAAUAUCUCAUGUGGUUCAAGUUAUUACAUGUCACCAGAGAGAAUCCAAAACUUUAGUCAAGCUUUUAAUACUCUGGAAUCCCAUUCUAUACAUAUAGAACGAUUGUUAGACCCAAAACAUACAAAGGCAAAUGUUCCCGCUCAUGGUAACGUCAAAUUCCCAACAAGCGCAGGUGAUGUCUGGUCCUUGUCUAUUAUCUUGAUCAACUUGAUCUCAAUUAGAAAUCCCUGGUUAAAAGCAUCAUUACAUGACACCACUUUUAAAGCAUUUGUUCAAAAUCCGAAAAUCUUGAUGAAAAUCCUACCAAUCUCUGAAGAAGUUUUCCACAUUUUGCUCAAAUAUUUGGCAUUGAAUCCAUGGGAUCGAGGGAAUCUAUUUGAUUUUAGAAGUGAUGUUUUACAUUGUAGAAAAUUGACUGAAACUGGUCCAUUGUCAAUUGAUUCUUCCAUUCAAUCGCUGGAUAUCAUCACUACUGCGUCUCAAAUUAGUAUGAUGGACCGUUCCCUAUCUGCUCAGUUUGAAAUUUGCCCAAUACCUGUCGAUCAUGUGGCAAUUGAUAGGCUAAGAUCGGGUGAACUCGAUGUGGCCCGUACUGAACCCGAAAAUGAUUACAUUCCUAAACCAAUCAUUAACCCAUUGUCUACUCCUAUUGGUAGACAACCAAUCAAGGCUACAGGUGAGUGUAAGUCAUGUGCUGAAUGUGGAUUUGGUACCGAUAGUUCAUGUUCUUCAGCUUCCUCAUCCUCAGUCAUUCAAAGACAGGCCUCUUUGACUUCUUCAGAUUACGUACUCUCCACUUCACAACAGAUCCAAGACACUAAAAUUCCUUCCCAUCCUUAUGAAUUACAGCAACAACAGGAAAUCUCUCAACCACCAGCCCAACAGGUUGUCACUCCCACACAGCCAGAGCAUAAGCAUGAAAAUAUGUUUAAAAAGUUCUUCAAAUUCGGUCCAGGUGGCUACAAUGCAAACAACUUAUACACCAAGGCAUCCACACCACGUAAGCAUCAUCGUCAUCAUUUAUCACCUUUCAAAAGUUCGGAAAAAAAGUUGUUGUCUGACCAAAAUAAUGGGCAAAAUGAAAAUAAUAUGUUGUUAGAACAACAACAAUUGCAACAGCAGCAACAAUUACACCAGCGACAGCAAUUGCAGCAGCUACAGUUACAGAAACAGCAACAACAGUUGCAGCAGCUACAGCAAUAUCAACAACAACUUCUUCAGCUACAACAAUCAAAUAAAGGACAAAAAUCUGGAAUUGUUACAGAACCACAACAAGGUGAACACCAACACCACCAUCAUCACCACCAUUAUCAUCAUCACCACUAUCCUUCUGACCAACACAAGGCGCCUGAAGCAAUUCCUCCUGUUGCCGUUCCUGCUCCUGUUCCUGACUACACGUCGAUAUUUCCUAUGCCUGGUAUGGGUUUGAAUAAACCAAUACUUGGCCAAGAUAGACCGAAGAAGAAACUAAUCACUAAACGUCGCCAAAAAAGAGUAGGGGCUCCAGCUGAUAAAUCCACAUUAGCGAAACGAAGUGCAAAUAGUAAAGAACAAAAGAUCGUUGAUGAAACGAAACAGCAGCAACGGCAAUCACAACAGUACCUCGAUCAAGAGAAUGGCGACGAGUCGGAAAUGAACAGUCAAUUAGACUAUAGAACAGCUUCUCCCGAAUCUCGGACAUAUUCACAGUCAACAGGGGAAUCUGCGCAAUCUCAGGAAAGCGAAGGACCACCUAGUGGAGAGCAACCUACAGUGUCAACUAAAUUACAACAUGCGCAAUCUAACCAAUAUGUAAAUAGAAUCAAGGCAUCAGAGAUUAAAAAUGUUUCACAGACUUUGAGCGCUAUGAGUAUUAUAAGUAACGAUUCAAACACAACUAUGGCCACAGUUGCCACCCGUGGAAGUACAAUGGAUCAGUCUUGA
Messenger RNA from Pichia kudriavzevii, 2553 nucleotides. RefSeq lists its product as uncharacterized. Gene Ontology annotation, biological process: mitotic DNA damage checkpoint signaling; protein phosphorylation. Gene Ontology annotation, molecular function: protein serine/threonine kinase activity; ATP binding. The transcript has a single exon. Lineage: Eukaryota; Fungi; Ascomycota; Pichiomycetes; Pichiales; Pichiaceae. Gene Ontology annotation, cellular component: cytoplasm; nucleus. The coding region runs from base 1 to 2553 and encodes 850 amino acids. The record is from RefSeq and is a predicted model, not a curated record.